This is a messenger RNA of Pungitius pungitius (ninespine stickleback), 2111 nucleotides long. RefSeq names its product mitochondrial transcription termination factor 2 (gene mterf2). Gene Ontology annotation, molecular function: double-stranded DNA binding. The record is from RefSeq and is a predicted model, not a curated record. The transcript is spliced from 2 exons. NCBI's taxonomy places the organism in Eukaryota, Metazoa, Chordata, Actinopteri, Perciformes, Gasterosteidae. The coding region runs from base 100 to 1227 and encodes 375 amino acids. Gene Ontology annotation, cellular component: mitochondrial matrix. Gene Ontology annotation, biological process: regulation of DNA-templated transcription; termination of mitochondrial transcription.
ACGUCCCUCCGCACAGGCUCAUAGUAGAAGAAGAAAAGUAUUUCAUAACAAAACGUCACAUCUUCUGACAGCUGCUAUAGGUGAUCCUCCUGCGGAUCCAUGUUGCGUUUGAUUGCCAAGUCCCUGUGCCUCAGGUGCCAGUGUGCCACGGCCAUACCUUUACACCUGAGACCAUGUUCGACACUGAGCUCACCAGAGAACCAGCAGACAGUGGAAGCUCUCUACGAUCUCUCUGUGGACAUCCAGAAGGUCCGUCAACUAAAGGGCUGGGUUCUGCAUGCGUGCCCGGCCUAUACCAACGAGGUAGCUGACCUGCUGAAGGAGAUGGGAGCCUCGGGCUUCACCGUUGCCCGUAUCCUAGCAAGUCACCCCGAGGCUGUCUUGUGUCAUCCGGAGCAGAUGCGGGCUCAGAGGGAGCUGUGGAUGUCUGUGUGCCCGAAACAGAAAGAGCUGGUUGGUAUAAUUGAGAAUUUCCCGGGCUCCUUCUUCACCUCAUUGAGCCACCACGUCAACCAGCGAAACAACAUCGCCUACUUUCAAAGCCUAAACCUCAACAAUCGCAUCAUCACCAAGCUGAUGGCCAGCGCUCCACAGAGCUUCAGUCGGCCGGUGGAGCAGAACGAGCUGAUGGUGUGCACCCUGCAGCAGGCCUACCGAGACCUCGGGGGUGAGGAGGCCAACAUGAAGAUCUGGCUUCAGAAGCUGCUGAGUCAGAACCCCUUUGUUCUCCUCAAACGCCCCGAGGUGCUGAGGCAGAACCUGCUGUUUCUGAGAGACAAGGGCUUCAGCCCGGCUGAGCUCCUCCGCCUCCUGUCCAAGCUCAGGGGCUUUGUCACCGAGCUGAACCCGGACUGCAUGAGCCGAACUCUAGCGUACUCCCAGGACACCAUGGGCUGCUCCGAGGAAGAGCUGCGGGAAAUCAUCCUCAACUGCCCGGCUGUGCUUUACUACCCUGACGCAAUUCUAGCUGAGCGAUUCGAGGGCCUCCUCAGCGCUGGAAUCAGCAUGUCUCAAAUCAAAGAGACUCCGACUGUCUUGGAGCUGACGACGCAGAUAGUGAAUUAUCGCAUCCAGCGACUGAGGGUGUACGGUUAUGACAUACGGACAGGUAGUCUUCAGGCCCUGAAUGGCACUAAAAAGGACUUUGAGAUGAGCAAUGGAAAAUUAAUGUUACGUAGAGAGAGGCCAAUUUUUAACCCCGUUGCCCCUUUAAAAGUAGAUGACUGACCGAGGAUGUGUGGACUAAUACAACAAAUUAAGACUGCUUAUAAUGUAUAUAUAUAUAUAUUGUGUAUGUGUGUGUGCGUGUGUGUGUUUGUUUGUUAGUAUUAGAUUAGAGGUCCUACGGUGCGCUUCCAGCAUCCAGUCCAUAAACGCUUCACACUAAAAAAGCAUUACACUUUUACUGCGAGUGUAAAAUCAUAUAAUCAUAUAAGAAUGGUCGUGUAACAGCUUACCAGAGUGAUAUCGGAAAAUCAACAAAUUAAAUGGAGUCUUAAUAUGUUCCACGUUUUAGGGUAGUAGUCCCUUACCAAAUAAAUAAUAUAUUACACCUCAUUUACAAGAUACGGCAUUACAAUGACUUCAAAUAAAACACUGCAUGACAUGACAGGGUAAAGGCAGACAUGCUGGAUGGUCUAUUCAAUAAAUUACAGAGUAUAACAGGACAUGCGUGGAUUUUCAAAGCAUUUUAUUUAAAGCCUGCGCAAGUGCCUCAGUUUCACACAAUGUUCUUGGCAGCACUAUUGUCAUCCUCAGGGAAGGAAUUUAACUGUCUCUGAGUUUUAUUGUUACCUUACAGAUGACAGGAGACUUUAUUAUACCGUAAUUCACUUUUAAAAUGUCUUUUCAAAUGAAUUCAAAUGCGCCCACACCAUGGAAUAAGAAAAAAAGGAACACAAUAUAUAUUCAGAGAGCAGUUGAGUUUCAUUUUAUUAAAUCAAGAUAGAUUUUCCACUACGUUUGGCUUUAUUAAGGUUUUCCUGUCUAUGUGUGUCAUGAUAAAAAGUCUGUUUUGGGGUUAAUGCCCACAUUUAUUUUUAUUGUCGACCACAAAGUGAAAAUGUAAUCUUUCUGAGCAUUGUCAAACCAAGAGAUUGCGUUUUGAAAUG